Ostreobium quekettii is the source of this 1224-nucleotide messenger RNA. NCBI's taxonomy places the organism in Eukaryota, Viridiplantae, Chlorophyta, Ulvophyceae, Bryopsidales, Ostreobiaceae. The record is from the annotation of a GenBank genome assembly.
AUGGACGAUGUGGAACGCAAUCUCGACGACCCGAAAGCUUUCCCAGCUUCAGACUUCGCGCACAGCGCUCCGGAGACCGGAGAGAACGGCUCCGCCGCGACCGAUCCAUCAGCGACCCCGUCCACGACCCCCUCAGCGCUGGACGCGGAUGAUGUGUUCAAUCCCGACACGCACGUGCUGCUGGGGCAGGAGCUGAAGACCGACCGCCAGGUCAAGGUCGUACUGCGGGCGCUGUACUGGACGGCGGCCCUGUCCGCUGGCGCGCUGGCUGCCGUCUUCGCCCUCAAGGCGCGGCUGUCCGGCCGGCCGCUGAUCGACACGCGGCGGCUGCACCAGCUGAACGCCGCAUUCGCGGCACUGCACCUGGGGGCAUCUGCUGCCACCGCAGUGGUGCUCGCCCUCCGGCUGCGUCUGGUGGCCCGCGCGGGGCUGGCGUGGUCCAAACGCCGCCGGAGAUGGGUGAAUCUUUAUUCAAGCCAGCUCGCCCUGGUCAUGCUGCUGGCGGCUGCCUUCCUGGCGCCGAAUGCCCACAUGUUGACCAACCCGUGUGGCCAUGUGGACGCGCCGGUGUGGGUGGCGCAUGGUGUUCGGUUCACGUGCUGGAACUCGCUGCUGGCGCUGUUCGUGAUCGGCGUGAGGAACUACACGCCCAGCACGGAAGCCGCGGACAGGCCGGAUGCUAUCCUGCUGGACGCCCCGUGGCGCGUGCACUGGCCGGUGGGCGUCUACUGGAUGGCGUUUGAGGUCGGUUUAGCGGUGGCGGUGGCUGGCCGUCUGGCCACAUCAAGCGCUGAAACCGCCUGCAGGGAGAUCGAGUCUGGGCAAUGCGACCCCGGCGGCGUCUGGCUGUUCUCGGCUAUUCUCUUCGGGGUGCUUUUCAUCGGGUACGUCGCGAUGUACGCGCGCAGCGCCCGGCGGGCAUUCGUGGAGCUGGGCAACAAGGCGUACUGCGAGUUCCGGUGGACGAACGUGGAUCUUAGGUACCAGGUGCGGAUCGGGACCCUGGUGAUGCUCUUCGGGCUGGCGGACAUCCUGCUGUGGUUCGCCGAGAUGCGCUCCUGCCUCAGCUUCGUGAUGGCGCGCUUUGGCCUCCUGCCCGCGGAGUUCUCCGUAACGGCGUUCACGAUCGUCGACUGCGCCUUCAUGCUGCCGGGCCGGCCAGGAACCAGGCCGCCCGAGGACGCCGCCCAUGGGCUGGAGAACUACAGGUGCUUUGCUUCAUAG